Molecule: messenger RNA, 2161 nt
Organism: Porites evermanni
Lineage: Eukaryota; Metazoa; Cnidaria; Anthozoa; Scleractinia; Poritidae
Source: the annotation of a GenBank genome assembly
CUUUUGCAAGUACCGCCCAAUGCAACAACUGUAAAUACCAAACACAACGACAUUGCUCACUUCACGUGCACAGCACUUGGACAGGAUACCGUCAGAUGGAAAAGAGAGGGAGAAGAUUUGAAAGAGGAGGAUCUUGGGGUCGCCAUCCUGUCCGCACUGAAAAAGCCAGGAUCUUGGGAAAGCCAUUUACUCAUUGCGGUGACGAGCGAAGAUUUGCGAGGAAAAUACGAAUGUUUUUCAAGCGCCGAUUCUAACGCAACCCAGGAAACCUUUUUUAUUGGAAGUAAGAACUUAAACAAUUAAAACAAAAUAGGGCAAAACAAAUCACUCAUAUGCAUUCACAGUCGCUCUACACACUUCAGAAACAGAGAAAUAUUUUGAAUGAAUAAUAACUCAGAUUAAUCUCAAGUAACGUCAGAACGCUGCUUAAUGUCAUAUUUCGCUGCUUGGAAACUUUGGUGUAUUUUAUUUCUUUUGAUCCUGAAAACUAACCUGUUAUCUCAACACCCGUCUGAGUGCAACUUUUUUCUAAAUUUUAGCUUUAGCGCUUCUCUGUAUAUCUCUACGAGAACGGCUCGACAGAAUUCUUUUUAAAUCUCAUCACAUAAUCUUCACAGUACAUUCAAGACAAAACUAGCCUACGAACCGGGCAAAAAUCCGCGUUACAGGAUUCACUGUUUUGACGUUGUGCUUAUUUUUCCAAAUUAAGGCGGACCAUACAUACCUCCAUGACUAGUACAUUAUUUUAAGGUAUCAUAGCACAUUGUGUUUGAAGAGGUUUCUUUUACGCCGCGUAGACUUAUUUAGUUUUUUUCAAAAGCACAUUACAAUCAUCAUCAUCAUCAUCAUCAUCAUUAUCAUUUUAUUUAUUUAUUUAUUUAUUUUUAGUAUUAAUUUUUGCAGAAGACCCUGAUCUCGAGGGAAAGCUAACAAAGGAAGAAACCUGGGCGAUCAUCUUGGCCUCAUCUAUCACCAUGGUUCUCGUCAGUUCUAUCGCGUUUUUUCUGUGGCGUGGAAACCGAAGACUUAAGAAAGCGCGUGCGGCAGACCUGGCAGAGAGGUCAAGAACAAGGAAUAGUCACCAUGGUGCUCGGGUAUGUACCAACAGUUGUGAGAUGAGCACUUUUCUGAAGUUCAAACAACGCAGCGAUACAAUAAGCUAAACAAAUCGACAAGAUUGCUGUACUCUUAUCGACCAUAGCAACAAAGUUCAAAAGUUCAAAAUUCAAGUUGAGUGCGAGCGGUUAGACUGCAAAGGUUUGAACAUUUUGACGUCAUUUUUAUGGUCGAUAAGAGUAUAGACCGUGAAAAAUUGUUGUUGAUUUGUUUGCUACAAUAAAAAAGACAGUUUCUGACGUUCAUUUCGGUUGAAGUUUCUUGGAAAAUCGCUAACCACAAGAUCGAGUUAAAUAAAUUGCGUUACCGCCAUCCCGUCAUUGCCAUGGUGUAUUUGACGGAUAUAUUUUUCAUGUUGCCGAGCGUCUCUUCACUACUAAUAGUGUUUUCACUCACGUGGCCUGCAUCUACGCAAAUUUAUUGAAACAAAAGAAAGCGUUUGCAUAAGAAAAGAGUUCAACCCCCAGAGGAUUGGUUUAGGACACCAACAUGGCCGCCGUUUCAUUGUUUUGGGACACCAAUAUGGCCGCCGAGACGUCAUGUGAAAACACUCUAUAGAUCACAGAUGACAUCAAAAUGGGGUAAGAGCAAAACAAAGUGGGACACGAGCCGCAGUUAUUUCAAAAAUGCACUUUUAAAGAGAAAGAUAUAGAAUACGCUUCAUACGUGUUGUCUCAUCAUCUCAUCAUCCCAAGGGGGCAAUUGUGGAAAAGUUCAAUCGUUUAAACUGCAGUCGGGUCACAGUUCCUCACGAACACAUCUCUUUACUGACAGUUUCCUUAGUCCCAAAGAAAGAGCGAUUUUCGUUCAGUUGACCUUAAUGAUCCCAUAACCUGGAUCUUUUAUAUUUCAGGUAAACCGCGCCGUGGAGGAAGAGAUCAUCGAAGAGAGACAACCUGGGACCGAGGUCAGGAUAGAACCGGAUAACAGAAACAACAAUAGUCCCAAAGUAGUCGGAAACUAUCGUCCACAAUCGCAAACUGUCGGCAUACCCGAGGUUAUUGUUAGGCCCAAGCCAGAAGACGAGAGGAGCACACAAUUUUGA